AUGGCUCCUCCUGCCUGCAGAUAUGCUACCUUGAGCUACGUGUGGGGUGGCACUGCUGACAACUAUGCAUUGGCAACAACAAGCAACAUCCGAGCACUGGAGGAAGAAGGCUACCUAUUUAAGCAACCUCUACCGGCGACUAUUAGGGAUAGCAUCCGUGCCUGCAUCGAAUUGAAGAUACGGUACCUCUGGAUCGACAGACUGUGCAUUGUGCAAGACGACACUGCUGCCGUGAAAAAUUCACAGAUCAAUGCCAUGGGUGAUAUAUACAGCCAUUCUUACCUUACAUUAGUGGAUUUAGAAGGCGCCAACAUGGAUCACGGUCUCCCCGGGGUCUCGCAAGCAAGAGCAGUCCGUAUGACCUAUAAGAUACCAGGGAUGAGCCUAAGAAUCAUAGAUGAAGAAUAUCCCAAGCUCGUCAAGAAAUCAAAAUGGAAUUCCCGCGGCUGGAUAUUUCAGGAGGCAAUGUUGUCGCCAAGAAUGCUGAUGUUUGCAAAUGUAGGUGUAUAUUUUGAGUGCUCACAAGGUUAUCAGGAAGAUAGAUUUGCCCGAAGGCCGAAAGAGGAAUAUAGGUUAUUAUUGUUCAACAAGAACAAACGAUACCAUCGUAUAGUGCAGGACUUCACUUCUAGAGACUUUACCUUCAGUGCGGAUAUUCUCAAGGCAUUAUCUGGCGUCAUGCAUUCGAAAUUUGGCACGGAGCAUUACUUUGGCCUACCAUACUCUGAAUUUUUGGGGGGGAUGCUCUGGUCUCCCCGUGGACUCUCUGCUCUCGAAACGCCAGAGGUCAGAAGUACAGAAACCGGUGAUAUAUUUCCAACCUGGUCGUGGUCUUCUGUGAUAACACCCGUUGAGGUUUAUUCAGGCGCAGGCAGAGGCUCGUUUGUAGUGCCCGGUAUCAUGCUGGGUGCGUGGGGCAUCCCAUCUUCGAAGACUAAAAAAUUGGUGCACAUAAUCCCGUCUCAUAAUCCGAGACCGUCAUGGUAUGAGCCUCAAUCGUAUGAAGGGAUUGGCAUCGCAUUGAUGUGGAAGGAAGGCUGCUUUCCAAAGCCAUCGCCGUCCAUGCUGAAUAUCAGCACCACCUGGAAAAAUUUAUUGGCUCUAAUUAUGUCCAGAUGGGCGUCAGCUAAUAAGCUUAUUGAGGAAGCACUUGGGAUAGCAAGUAGCUCGGGGAAGAUGCAUUUCGAGAGAAUGUCUUGCUUAUUCUACAUGGAAAAUGCCGAUCAGCCGGGAGCAUUGCUAUCACAUACACAAUCAAUCCAUGCUCAAAUUGUCAAGCGUGGAGACCAAGAGUGCCCAAGCCCUGCCAUCGAAGGAUACGUGCAUCUAAUCUUGCACAGCAUCAGUGAAAUCGAGGUAGACUUGUGGAUACGGCCUAACCCUCUCCAUUGGCAAUUUCUCGACCAUGAUUACAGCACGGAUCAUUGUACCAAAGUGGAUGUACUUGCUCUCUCAAUGAUGUAUGAGAAAUGCGAUACUUAUCGCUUCCCAGACGAAUGGGGCUUGUGGUAUGAUUCCGAGGGAAGCUUCCUCGGCUCAGAUGAAAAGACUAUGGUGAAAUUCGUUGUCAAUGUAUUGAUCGUCGAAACCCGAGAUGGACUCAGUCGGCGAGUGGCUAUAGGUGCAGUCGAGCUUCAUGACUGGAUUGCUGCGUCGCCUGAUUAUCGGAACUUCACUCUGGUCUAG
Messenger RNA from Aspergillus tubingensis, 1686 nucleotides. Its product is annotated as HET domain-containing protein. The coding region runs from base 1 to 1686 and encodes 561 amino acids. The transcript has a single exon. The record is from RefSeq and is a predicted model, not a curated record. Lineage: Eukaryota; Fungi; Ascomycota; Eurotiomycetes; Eurotiales; Aspergillaceae.